CGGAAACGGAAAGUAAAUAUUUCUGUAUUUUGAUGAAAAGAGGCGGUGAUGACAUGGGAAAGAAUCGAUCUUUGAAUGGAAAGAAUUUAAAUAUGAAUUUUAUAAUUGUGUAUCAACCUUAGGUGCUCUGUAGUUGUACACAAGAGAUGUAUUCAGUAGUUAUACAUGAAAUUAUUUGGCUGAAAAUUAAUCUUGAAACAAUUGUAUGCUUUCUCUGCAGUUGUUCUAAAAGCACAUUUUACAAAUUACUUAAAAAUUAAUUUUUGUCUUUAUCAUGGCUAUUAAAGCCUUUGAUUUAGUCCCCGCUAUUGAAAGGGUUUGUUGGACAGAUAAAGUGAAAACUGUGGUAGAAUGUUUAGAAAGUUGUGGGAAGAAUUUAUACAUUGGAACGCAAGAAUGCUUUGUAAUUCAUUAUGUACUGGAAGAAAAGCAGUUUAAUGAGGGAACAAUUUUAUUUGAUUCAACUAAAAAGAAUCAAAAGUACCUAGAAGUGAAAAAACCCAUAACACUUUUGAAAGCAUUAUCUGCUUUGAAUCGAAUUCUACUGCUCUGUGAUGGAAAUUUAAUAGUAUUAAAUAUGUUUGAUCUUGAGAUUGUACCAUCACUUAGUAAAUUCAAAGGAGUUUCGUAUUUUUGUUUAAAUGAAAAUCCAGAAGCCAGUAACCCAUUCAGUGUUGAGGUAUGUGUUGCUAAAAAAAAGCAGCUACUUAUUUGUCACGUGACUGAUGAUAAAAUGAUUCAAUUGAGAGAUAUUAGUAUUCCUGAACCGCCUCUUGCUAUGGCAAUGGAUGGUCAAUAUGUUUGUUUAGCUUUAUCAUCUAAGUACGUUGUUGUGGACACAGAGAGUGGUUAUGCUCAAGAGCUUUUUCCAUAUGAUAGCAAUACAACUUCUCCUCUAGUCAAAAGAAUUACCAAAGAAGAAUUCCUACUUGGUGGUCCUAGUGCCUUAGGUAUGUUUGUAACAACUGCAGGCAUAUCAGAAAGGCCUCCCUUACAAUGGGGUGAAAAUGUCAUUUCAGUUGCCUACUCUCAUCCAUACAUUGUAGUUCUGAGCUCAGAUAAUUUAACAGUUUACAGUAUUUUAGAUCAGCAGCAGAAACAAAGAGUAACAUUCCACGGAGGCAGCUGUUUAGAUAAUUUUGAUGGUCGAAUGUUUGUUGCAUCAUCAGAUAUUAUAUGUGCCCUUCUUCCAGUUCCAUGGGAAAAGCAGGUCCAUGCACUUUUAGCUGAUAAAAAAGUUUCUGAAGCUCUUGAGUUGGCAAAAUAUUCUAAUAAAGCUGGGCUGUCAAAAGAACAGUAUCGAAUUGUUUUGCAGCGAAUUCAACAGCAAGCUGGAUUUAUUGAAUUUUCCUUAUUGCACUUUGAUGAGGCAAAAGAGUUAUUUCAGGAGAGUCAACUAGAUGUGCGAGAGCUUAUCAGUCUAUUUCCUGACUUAAUGCCUGGAAGUUCUUCCUUCAUUCGCAUAAAUCCUCCGCUGCAUGAUAUUGGGAACGUUCUUGAAAUGUGUUCAUUUGAUGAAGAGUCCGUUGCAUCAUCCAGGAAGUUUUUGCUUCAUUAUUUAGAAUCUAUCAGAAACUCUAGUGAUGCUGUUGGCUGUAAAAUGGAAAUGGACACAUCACUAUUAAAGCUAUAUGCUGAGUAUGAUUAUCCCUCUCUGUUAUCAUUUUUGGCUGGUGCUGAUGUUGGUUGUCAGCCAAAGGAAGGAGUUGAAGUAUUGCAGAAAUAUGAAAGAUAUCAUGCAUUAGCAUUGUUCCAUUUAAAACUUGGGGAUAAUGACUUAGCCCUAAACGUUUGGGCAAAAAUAAUAUCUGGUGACUAUUCAGAUUCCUUAUAUCCAGGAAUGCCUCAUUUUAUUGAUUUUCUAUGCAAGCUUAGUGAUCACUUACUUUUGUGGAAGUAUGUUGAUUUUAUUUUAGAAAGAGAACAAGAACUAGGUGUUAAAAUUUUUACUGACCGUCCGUCAUCAGAACCUUCGUCUGAAAGGUUACGUCCUGAUUUUAUUGUUGAGUAUCUUCAUCGAUAUCCUCAAGCUUUAUUGAAAUAUUUAGAACAUUUAGUAUUAGAAAAAAAGUUAGAAAAAGAAAAGUUCCAUACACAUUUAGCGGUCAUGUAUAUGGAUUCAGUUCUUCAAAUUCUUAAACUGCCCGAAACAGAACAAACUAGCUUAAGUGAUGCCAGAAAAAAACUUCAAGACCACCUUCACACAUCCUCAAUUUACCGAGUGCAGCUAUUGCUGGGAAAGGCAUUAGAAAACCAGCUUCAUAAAGAGUGUGCUAUUCUUUAUGGAAAGCUUGAAGAACACGAGAAAGCUAUUAAAAUUUUAGUGCACCAGUUGCAAGACCAUGAAGCAGCUGAAGAUUAUUGUAUACGAAUGUCUGCGGGAAAAGACAAAAAAUACAGACAUAGGCUAUUUUAUGUAUUGUUAAGUGUAUACCUGGACAGCACAGCAAACGAGAAGCAACAAGAAGACAUGCUGCCUGCUGCCAUACAAUUAUUAAAUAGUGAUUUAGCAGAGUUUGAUUUUACAAAGGUAAUGCAGUUGAUUCCUCCUAACUGGUCAGUAGCAAUUUUGGACCAAUUUUUAAUCAGAGCCUUGCGAUCCAGUUUACAUUAUCGAUAUUGUUGCAGACUACAAAGUGCUCUUUCAAGGGGUGAAAAUUUGCAAGUGAAGUUUUCUAAAAUUCAUGUUGAAAACACUUCUGUCUUAAUGACAGAAGACAAACUUUGUGCUGCUUGUAAACGUUCAUUUGUAGAGCCUGCUUUUGCAAGACAUUCCAAUUCAAGCAUAACUCACAUCCAGUGUGCCAAACAUAUGAACUUAUCCUCAGAUUCAUCUAAGUCAAAAAUAGAGCAUUACAACCAUAGGUGAUAAAAGGACCUUAAUAAAGAACCGGUGUCACUUCAAAGAAGUGUUUAUUAUAAUUUAUGUUAUCUAUGCAAAAUUUUAGAUAGAUGCUUUUGAAAUACUAUAUGUAAUCAUCACUUUAUACCACUAUAUUGUGAUUAAAAUUACUUGUGAGGAAAAUGAGAGGUCAAAACUUUUUAUCUAGUGUAAACUUGUACAAAUGUUUAUAGGAUCUCCAUUUGUUGUAAUAUAACCAAGAAACAUAUAAAUUAAUUUUCAAAUAAA
This is a messenger RNA of Parasteatoda tepidariorum (common house spider), 3130 nucleotides long. RefSeq names its product transforming growth factor-beta receptor-associated protein 1. Gene Ontology annotation, biological process: endosomal vesicle fusion; autophagy; vesicle-mediated transport. NCBI's taxonomy places the organism in Eukaryota, Metazoa, Arthropoda, Arachnida, Araneae, Theridiidae. Gene Ontology annotation, cellular component: membrane; cytoplasm. Gene Ontology annotation, molecular function: protein binding. The record is from RefSeq and is a predicted model, not a curated record.